AUGCAGGGCAGCAGAGGUGACCAGCAUGCCUUUCUCUCUGGGCCUUCUCUGGUCAGCCUUGUGCUCAGCGACUCCCCAAACACAUCAGUCUACAUCAGAGCGGAUAAUCGGAGAGGGACAAGUGGCUUCGGCUCAAGACGGGCUGCAAAGGCAUAUUUACAGGACAAGCACGGCAGGGAGUUCAGCCACUGGAAGGUGAACAGUUUGGCGACAGAGAAGAGGGACUUCCUCCACUCUCCGCUGCCUUUAGCUCCUGAGUUCCUUAGAAACCUGCGGUUGCUGGGGCGACGGCCGACACUGCAGCAAAUCAACGACAACCUCAUCAAGAAGUAUGGCACCCACUUCCUCAUCUCCGCCACUCUGGGAGGGGAGGAGUCGCUCACCAUUUUCCUGGACAAACAGAAACUCAAUAAGAAGUCGGAGGGCAGCAGUAACAGCUCAGUGGUCUCUCUGGAGCUGCUCCACCAGCUCGCCGCCUCCUACUUCACUGACCGAGAGAGCACCCUAAGGCGACUGCACCACCUUCAGAUCGCUACGUCCGCCAUCAAGGUGACAGAGACCAGGACGGGCCCUCUCGGCUGCAGUAACUACGACAGUCUGGAUUCGGUCAGCUCCGUUUUAGUGCACAGUCCGGAAAAUAAGAUCCACCUAAAGGGAUUACAAGAUGUCCUCCCAGAGUUCCUCCGUGGGCGGUUUGUGGAGGCCGCGCUCAGCUACGUGGCGUGUAACUCUGAGGGCGAACUGCUCUGCCGCAACAACGACUGCUGGUGCCGAUGCUCCUCCCGCUUCCCAGAAUGCAACUGUCCUUUCGCCGACAUCAAGGUCAUGGAGGAGAAUUUGGGAAAGACCAAAGAGGCCUGGAACAACUUCAACCAGGAGUUCAUGGACUCAGAUGAAUUCAAGUCCUUCCUGAAGCGCUUGCCCACCGAUCGCUUCCUGAAUGUGUCCAUGAUUGCCAAGUUCUGGUCGGCUGACUUGUCCGUCCAGAAGCGUUACGCGCAGCUUGAGGCGAGCACCGCGUUGGUUUUUGGGAAAGCUCAGAAAAUCAUCAGGAAACUGUUCACUCUGAGCAAGCGCUGCCCCAAACAGCCGCGCAUCAGCCUGCCCCGAGAGAGGCCCGUGGGCUUUUGGCUGGGCCGUGUGCAGUCUCUGCUCUACUGUAAUGAACACGGUGUCCUUGGCUCCUUCUCGGAGGAGGUGCGGAGCUGCAGCUGCCCUGUGGAGCAGCCCUCCUGCCAGGGAGUGGUUCCGUGUGUGAUUGGCACCAGCUCCACUUCCUGCUCCUCCUGUGCUGCUGACAACGCCACCCGAUGUGGAGCAUGUCACCACGGCGACCUUCUCCAUCUUGGCUCGUGUCGCCCGAGUAUCGCCGCAUCGCUGGAUCACUAUCUCAACCUGGACCUAGACAUGCCAGACGCUGAGGUGAAGUACCUGCUGCAGCGCCUGGACAGCAGAAUUGAAGUUCACGCCAUCUACAUCAGCAACGACGUUCGCUUGGGGAGCUGGUUUAAUCCUGCCUGGAGAAAGAGGAUGUUGCUGACGUUAAAAAGUAACAAAAACAAGUCCAACCUCAUCCACAUGUUGAUGGGGAUUUCUUUCCAAAUCUGUGCAACUAAGAAUUCCACUCUGGAGCCUGUUCCUGCCGUUUAUGUGAAUCCCUUUGGGGGCAGUCACUCAGAGAGCUGGUUCAUGCCUGUGACGACACCUGAGUUUCCGGACUGGGAGAGAACUCGAUUAGAGACUGGUCCUACAGCUCAGUGUUACAACUGGACACUGCCUCUUGGCGGACAGUGGAAGUCCUUUUUCGAGACGGUGCACAUCUAUCUUCGAAGUAGAAUUGUCACAGACGACCCUACGGUGAAUGAAACGCUCUUCUAUGAACCACUGGACCUAGACGAUCAGACGUCAAACAUGGGGUACAUGAAGAUCAACACCCUGAAAGUGUUUGGAUACAGCAUGCACUUUGAUCCCGAGGGCAUCAAGGACCUGAUCCUGCAGCUGGACUACCCGUACACCCAAGGCACGCAGGACGCUGCUUUUCUCAUGUUGUUGGAGAUGAGAGAUCGGAUUAACCGCCUGUCUCCGCCCGCCCCACAGCCUCUGGACCUGUUCUCCUGUCUGCUGCGUCAUCGACUCAAACUGUCCGCUGGGGAGGUGGCACGCAUCAACGACUCCCUGCAGCUGUUCAGCUCCAAACUUCCCAACGCCAUCCCUGAGCCCGAGAUGGCCCAGCUCUGCAGCUAG
Molecule: messenger RNA, 2244 nt
Organism: Knipowitschia caucasica
Lineage: Eukaryota; Metazoa; Chordata; Actinopteri; Gobiiformes; Gobiidae
Source: the annotation of a GenBank genome assembly